AAUUAGGAGCCUUCAGUCACUGACAGCUUGGGGAGACAGGACCCACUUUAGUGUGUUGCAGCGGGGAUUCAUACGCACGGACACGUUUAUUUGUGGCUCAGGCUUAAUCAAAUAUUGUGAUGCAGCUGAAAAACAACAACAUGGAGAAACGCACGGAUCUGGCCUCGCUGUUCUGCACGAUCGGGCGCCACGGUCCCGCCGUGGCUGUGGUUGUGAUUGCUAUGGUGUCCGUGGUGGCGGGUUUCAUUAUCUACCGGACCGUGAAAGGGAAGCGGAGGAAUGCCGAGGCUGGGGCCGGACACGGCGGCAGCAGACCCGGAACGCUGAGAGACACGUCGCUGCCGCAGCCGGAGAAGGAGCUGAGUCCGGAGUAUGAGGCACUCAGCUGUGAGGAGUCAACAGAUAUGAGUGAAGCUGUAUCAAAUGCCAGGGACACAGAUGCAACUUGGAGUCUGUCUAAACUGAGAAAUCGUCGUCCCAUCUCUGGGAAAACUCAGUCUUCCAGUCCGUCUAAAAGAGAAGUGGGACCAGAGGAACUGUGCAGUGCUUCACAUAUGGACAAGAUUUCCAGUAUUCCUUUAACAAAUGCAGAAGAGGCCAUUAAGAGCCUCCAAGAUGACAUGUGUGAACUAAAGGAUUUGAAUGUGGAGUGUAAGGGCUACAAAUGUGAUCUCGUACCUCCAAAGGAUUCAGAGGAAGACCAUAGUAUCUCCGUGGAGCCUGUAGUGGUUCGUGAGAGUCUUGGAAAGAAGGUACAAGGCUUACAGGAAGGUGAGGUGACUACACAAGAUGUGUCAAAUGAAAUGCCCUGUCGGGAGGAAGCAUAUCUAUGCGAUUUGAAUGGCCCAGUUUGCCGAGAGGGGAAGACUCCAAUAAAUCUAAAUGAAAAUGACAAAAAUUGUCAGGCCGUUUCAGCCUCUGACACAGAGGGUUACUUUGAAGAGCCUACCAUUCACAUGCAUGAGUCCCCUUUGUGUACAAAAAAUGAGGAUAAGAUUUCAGUCCUUGACACCUCUGGCUUCAAUAAGCCCCACCCUGCAAACGAAGACUUUAAUGUGACACUGCAUAAGCAAGUAGAUAACCAACUUAUAACUGUGACAAGUGUAACAAUGCCAGCCAUUCACGGUGCAGAUGCUGAACGGAGUCCAAAUGAUGAUGUGACUGAAAACAAGCUCACCAAUCUUGGCGAUUUAUCAGUUAAUCAUGCUGCGCUACCAUCUAGCAAAGAACCAAAACUAAAACAAGAUUCUUCUACCUGCAGUAAGGAGAACAUUGAGAAUGUCAAGCAAUCUUCAUUUGGUGAACCACAGGAAACCUCAGCUCUAGUUUUAAGUCCUGUCCUACCAUGUUUGUCAGUUGAGCCUGAAACUAUUCAAGAUGAUCAGACCCUGCCUCUAGUUGGCCUACAACCAGAAUACAUAAUGAAUGAUGAAGUAACCACUGAAUUGGCUAAAGAAACAAGUAGUGCCCUCUUUGAACUUUGUUGUGCAUGUCCUCAGAGUGAAAUUGAUGAAACUAUUAACAUUUUGAUUCCUAAAGAAAAUGUAGAAAUACUUCUGUCUUCAGCUGAUGGUGAGGCCAAUGCAGUUGUUAGUGAUGAGUUCAGUCCUGCUGCCUCUGUGUCUACAGAAAUGUCUUGUCCUGAUGAAUCUUCCUUCCAAAACCAAGAAAGUGAACAAGUACAAAAUAUGAAAGAUCUGCUUGAGGUCCCAACUGCUCCUGCCCCAGUCAUGGCUGAGAGCAUAGAACCUCAGAUUGGCAAGGACCAGCUGUUAUCUGAAAAUCAAAGCAAGUUAACCUCAUGCUCAUCUGAUCUUGAAGAGCGUGGGAUUUCAGGCAUGAAAGUUGGCCCUGAUUUGCGUGAUGCUGGGGAGUGUCCCUUAACCCUUGAGAACAUGCGGUUGGCUGCAGUGGAUGAUCAUCUACAAUCUCAAGACCAGGCUGAAUGUCAAACCACAAUGGCUGACUUGCAGUCUGUCAUUAAGGAAGAGCCAGUAGAUGCAGUAACUCACUCUUUAAAUGAUUCACAACCCCUUAUUGAGGAGACCGAUAAAGCCAAUGAUGACUCCUGUACAGUCAAUGAGGUGUGUCAUGAGACUGAAAGUUUCAACAGAGCAGUAGGCCAACUCUCAAAUGAUGCACACACUGUGUGUUUACGUGAAGACCUCGGAAUGAUGGACACAAAGAUUGUCAUAGAAGGCAAGGAAGAGGACAAAACAACUGAAAUCAAUAUUAUGGAGGCAACUAUGGAUAACAAUGAGUGGAUCACAGAUGGUACUGAUCAAGUUCCUCCCUGGAUGAAGAGUUCUGUUCCCCUAAUUAAUCCAGUGUCUCUAGAAGAAAAUAUCCAAACUUCCUUUCCUGUAGAUGCAGCUUGCACAAAUGCUGAUGUACCAACUGCCAAUGAGAGUGAAGAAGCCAGCACAGUUCCCCCUAUUGAUGAACCCACAGAAACUGGCAAAAGGGUCCUGGCAGUCCAGCCGAUGCCCCAAAGUGUCAGCGUGAUGUUCCGGAUCCACUAUCUCACACACUCUCCAUACCAGAAGGUGGCCAUCACAGGAAACCAUUGGGAGCUAGGGAACUGGAAGGAUUUUGUUCCUCUGGAAAAGGCCAAGGAUGGGCUUUGGGCCACUGUGGUGAGCCUGCCUGCAGAGAGUUAUGUGGAGUGGAAAUUCGUGGUGGUGGACAGGGGUCAAGUAUGUCGUUGGGAGGAGUGUGAUAAUCGCUUUUUGGAUACUGGCAACAGUGAGAACCUACUUGUCCACAAAUGCUGGGGUUUAAUGUAAGAGGCAUCCAGUCAAAGACUAAAGAAAUGGACACUGAUACUAGAGGGGUCAAUAAGUAUAUGGACUGGACCAGGUAAAUGCAUUUCAUUUACCGAUUUGAUUUUUAAAGUCUAUCAAGCACUGUCUUUUGAGUAACGUUUACUGAUAACUGGGCUAGUUCUGGUUGAAAGAUUUACCUAGAUUCCUUGUAAGCAUCAUUUCAAAAAUUAAGUUGGUGUAUUUUAGGGCUGAAUCAAUUAUGCUCACAACAGUUCUAAUGUUUUCAAAGAAUUUUGAGUUGAAUUAGACCACACUUCUACCAUGGGCUGGUUAUAGCUGUAUGUUAGGGUUACAUAAUGGUAGCUUUAUAACAGUUUGUUUUUGCUAUAUUUUAUAAUGGUGCAUUUUGGGUUUGUAAUUUUCUGUUUAAUAUUGUACAUUUCAACCAUAUUUGGCCAUUGUUGAGUGUUAAACCUCUAAACCCCCUUCUGAAAGGACAUUAUUUAGAAUUCUUUACAUUGACGGUUUGUUUUGUCUGAACUGGAAGAUGAGCUACAGUCUUUUCUGCUCUCAAUAUUUAAUGUUAUGCAAACUGUCCUUAAAGUGUCUUGCAAGUGUUUAGCUUUAUGUUUUACAUGCUGCUUGAAUACUCCUACUGUGAGAAUAAAUGCACAUAUUUCACUUUCACUACAGCAAUAAUUAAAGCAAUAAUUGUUCUGUAUGCUGCAAUGGGUGUUAAAUCAGGAAUGUUUACCACUGAACUGUGGAGGUGGAACUGCUGCUUUUAUUUAAUGGCCUCUUGUGCAUGUACAGCAGUUCUUCUGUGCUAUGGGUGUGCAUUUUUUUUUUUUUUUUAUGUGAAAGAACAUGUUAGAACUUUAAUGUAUUGCUGUUACCAAUUGUAUUUGUCUUAGACUAUAUGUUGAAUGUAAUUAAAACAAAUAAACUAAUCUUUUCAAA
Girardinichthys multiradiatus is the source of this 3725-nucleotide messenger RNA. RefSeq names its product starch binding domain 1 (gene stbd1). The transcript is spliced from 3 exons. Bases 120 to 2786 code for a protein of 888 amino acids. Lineage: Eukaryota; Metazoa; Chordata; Actinopteri; Cyprinodontiformes; Goodeidae. The record is from RefSeq and is a predicted model, not a curated record. Gene Ontology annotation, molecular function: starch binding. Gene Ontology annotation, cellular component: membrane.